AUGACAUUCAGGGUGUGGAACAAGAACGCCUUUGGCUUCAGACAUCGCACCCCUGGCGCCUGUGAGCUGUGCGACACUGGGCAAGCUUCCUUCCUGUAUGGAACCAGACGGGACCGGAUCCCACUGCUCCCCCACCUUACAGGGACCCCUUCUGGUCGGUGUGGGAAAUCCCUGUCUGCGUGGCACAACGGGAAGAACCACGUAAUCAAGUGGACUCCUCAGGGAGCCCCCCACCCGACCCAGGCCAGCACUGGCCUAGGCUACCUGCUGAGGGACCACAUGGAGGGGAAGAAUGGCACCAACUCCACCAGGGCCCUGAAACUUCCAGAUGGGACCAGCGCUGCCUGGUACAUUCUCACCAUCAUUGGCAUCUACGGAGUGAUUUUCCUCUUCCGAUUGGCCAGCAACAUCCUCAGAAAGAAUGAUAAAUCCUUGGAAGAUAUCUACUACUCAAAUUUGACCUCCGAACUCAAAAAGAAACAUCUCCAAAGCAAGGUGGCCAAAUGCUCUGCACUGACCUUUAGCAACAGAGCUGUCCUGCAGUCCAACCAGGCCAGCCUGGAACCAAAAUGUAAAAAUAGUGGGUGCCAAACUGAAAUCCAAGGGAUCCCUUGA
Messenger RNA from Prionailurus viverrinus (fishing cat), 615 nucleotides. It is a transcript of the gene SMIM34, whose product is annotated as small integral membrane protein 34. The record is from RefSeq and is a predicted model, not a curated record. NCBI's taxonomy places the organism in Eukaryota, Metazoa, Chordata, Mammalia, Carnivora, Felidae. The transcript has 4 exons. Bases 1 to 615 code for a protein of 204 amino acids.